AUGAAGUUCGGCCGCAAUCUAUCCCAGUUUACCGUUCCCGAGUGGAGCGCCUCAUACAUCAAGUAUAAGUCCCUGAAGAAGCUCAUCAAGUCUGCUGCCGAGCAGAUCAAAGCGGGCCAGGAGGCGGAUUUAGCUGGGUUUUUCUACAAUCUCGACCGAAAUGUUGAGGACGUCGAUUACUUCUAUAACAAGAAAUAUGCGGAAUUCGCGCGCCGGCUAAAGCUCCUCGAGGAGCGAUAUGGAUAUUCCAUGGAAGGCCGGCAUUCGCUCGAAGCGGAGGAUCGCCAUGACCUCCGCGAGGCGCUUUUGGAUCUGCGGUACCAUCUUCGUCGCUUACAGUGGUACGGAGAGGUCAAUCGACGUGGGUUUGUGAAGAUCACCAAGAAGUUGGACAAAAAGGUUGGUGCGCAGGCCCAGAAGCGGUAUCUGGAUACCAAGGUCGACCCCACGCCGUUUGCUUCCAAUUCUCGGGUUUUCCAGUCUCAGGAUCGCAUCAACGCUUGGAUGGCUAUCAUUACCGACCAGUCCAAGGGCGAUGAUAAAGUGCCUGAUGAUGCGAGCUCGACACAUUCUUCUUUGUCGCUCAAGAGGGGCGCCUCGAGACCGUAUCUCAAUUUGCCGACUAGUGUUCUCACUGCUGUAGAUGAUUCGCUGCGCAAUGAUGACAUUCAUGUUUUGCUGGAACUUCUGGAGACGCUGAAGGCUACUGCGGACGAGGCGGGCGACACGGUCUAUCCUAGAGUUCUCAGGACUCUGAUUCAGCGCUCUAUUCUUCAUCGUUCCCGGUCUGUGCUAGCUCUUCUGUUGAACCGAGUGGAUACACUUGAAGAGGACGAUGAUAUCAACAAGCGCAAUUGUCUGCACCGUUUGGUCAUCUUCAUCGGCCGGGAACAGCCAACGAGUGACUCCGAGCCCGCAGCUUCUAUGGUCCUCGACUUCCCUCCCGAGACUACCCGCUACAUCACUCCUGCGGCGCCUCCCACCCUUCAGCCUCCCCGAGCUAUAGUCAAGGAAGAGCAUAUGUCCCAGCAGUUGGGUCGCGAUGAUCAAGCCGUGACUCUUCUCUCGUUCCUCUUGGAUUCGCUACGACCAGACCAGCGUGAGUCCUUGAUGGCCAAGGAUAUCUCUGGCCGCACACCCUUGCACUAUGCCGCCCAGUAUGGCUUCAAGGUUGUGUGUGAGGUGAUUAUUGAACAUCUCAGAGAAUGGGAAAUGUUUGAUGUCAGUGAUGGGAUUGACGGCCCUUUAUGGCAGGACAAUGAUGGUUGGGCUCCGCUUCACUUGAGUGUUGUGGGCGGUCAUCCUAAGACCACCCGUUGUCUUCUGGACUCUGAAAACCGCAACGAGGGAUCGCAGGAGAUUGGAAACAUCAGAAAGCAAGUGUCCAAGUCCAGUGCUGUGCUGGCUCUCGCGACGAAAGCCAACUUCAUCGAUAUUGUUCAGCUCCUCGUGGAUGCUGGCGUAGACAUCAACUACCAGGAUGAGCAAGGAGAGACUGCACUUCACGUUGCCGCUCGCUUCGGCCAUGACGAGUGUGCACAGAUUCUGCUCGAUGGCAACCACCACCAGAAAGCGAAUACGGAAUUGGCGGAAAACACAUACGGCUGGACCCCGCUCUUCAUUGCUUGUGUCGACGCCGCUUUGGGUGUGGCCAAGCAGCUGGUUGCCGCUGGUGCGGACGUCGAGCGCUUGGAUUCCUCCGGUUGGACAGCAAAGGAGCAUGCAGCCCUGCGUGGCCAUCUUGACAUUGCCCGGUGUUUGGCAGAAGUGAGCCCCGGAGUUCCCGCCAUUGAGCUCGAUCUUUCGAUCUCUACUCCAAAUGUUUCUACUCCUAAUCUUACUGGCUCCGAUUCUUCCUCGCCCCCUACCCAGUCAUCCCUCACUGAUCGCCGUUCCAAUGCGCCUGGCCCAACCUCGGGGAUCUCUGGCCUCCGCAACACUGAGCCUAUCAAGACAUUUGGACACCGGUAUCUCACGGAUGAGACCAUGAUUCUAGUUAGUCUUGGUACCAUGGACAUGCGUAAGCCGCUCGAGACAGUCAGUCUCGACCGCAUUCCUAUGGAGAACGCGCACGCUACCCAGCUGGACACAUCUUUGUCCAUGGUCAUCACGGCCAGUGGCGCGCACGGUGAGCCGGAGGUGAUUGAUUUGCCUGUGCAUGACAACAUCUCUACUGAGCCUAUUGUCUUCCACACCACCGAUCCCAGCAAAGUGCGUCUGCUAUUCGACCUUGUCCCUACCUACGCUGGAUCGAAGGAGAAGGUUGUCGGCCGAGGUGUCGCCCUGCUUUCUAGCAUCAAGCCUACGGUGGGAUCACACCGAAUCAACCUUAAGGGUGAUUCCACUGUUCCCAUUGUUGCUGCGAAUACUCUGGAGGUCAUUGGAUCCGUGACGUUUAAUUUUCUCGUCAUCACCCCUUUUGCGCACCCCAACAUGUCCAUCACUGGCAAUCAGACCUACUGGCGCUCGAUGAGCUCUACGAUGGUAAUUGGACACCGCGGGUUGGGCAAGAACAUGGCUAGCCGCAAUUCUCUACAGCUAGGCGAGAACACUGUACAGUCAUUCAUCGCCGCGGCCAACCUGGGUGCCUCAUAUGUCGAGUUCGAUGUACAGCUCACAAAGGACCACGUCCCUGUCAUAUAUCACGACUUCCUAGUCAGCGAGACUGGCAUCGACGCACCUGUCCAUACCAUGACCCUAGACCAGUUUCUCGAGCUAGGUAAGGGGCAUCACCCGGGAAUGAGAACCGGCGAGCUACCAGAACUUGGCCCCCGCCAGCGCUCGAUGUCAGUCGGCGGCUCGGAGUACAACCCAGCCGAGCUGACUGAGAAGAUCAAGCACACCCGCGACUUCAAGAAGAAGGGAUUCAAGGGCAACACCCGCGGCGAGCACAUCCAAGCCCCCUUCGCCACCCUAGAAGAGCUCUUCAAAAAGAUCCCCGAACCUGUCGGCUUCAACAUUGAACUGAAAUACCCCAUGCUCCACGAGUCUGAAGAAGAGGAAAUGGACACCUACGCGGUCGAGCUGAACUCCUUCGUCGACACCAUCCUAACAAAAGUCUAUGACCUGGCGGGCCGCCGCGAUAUUCUCUUCUCAUCUUUCAACCCAGACAUCUGCCUUUUGCUGUCCUUCAAGCAGCCUUCCAUCCCUGUCCUCUUCCUGACAGACGCUGGCGCCUCCCCGGUCGGCGAUAUUCGCGCCAGCAGCUUGCAGGAGGCUAUUCGCUUCGCCUCGCGGUGGAACCUCCUCGGCAUCGUCACCCAGGCCGAACCACUGGUUCUCUGCCCGCGGCUUGUUCGCAUCGUCAAGGAAUCCGGCCUCGUUUGUGUUUCCUACGGAGCACUCAAUAACGACGGCGAAAAUGUUGACUUCCAAGUCGCCGAAGGCAUCGACGCCGUCAUCGUAGACUCCGUCCUCGGAAUUACGAACGGUCUCAUCCAGCGCCAGAACAAGGGUCUCACGCCCGGCCCUUCUCCCAACCCAUCGGCUGUCAGUGACCAGGCUGCUGAUUCGGCGAAGGGCGCUAUCCGCGUCCCCGUUCUGGAGCAGAAGCAGAGCACUAGCAGCACUCUCUUGCCGAAUCCGUCGAUUGUUCUCUAG
Molecule: messenger RNA, 3600 nt
Organism: Penicillium soppii
Lineage: Eukaryota; Fungi; Ascomycota; Eurotiomycetes; Eurotiales; Aspergillaceae
Product: glycerophosphocholine phosphodiesterase
Exons: 4
Coding region: 1-3600 (1199 amino acids)
Biological process (GO): glycerophospholipid catabolic process
Molecular function (GO): glycerophosphocholine phosphodiesterase activity; protein binding
Source: RefSeq, a predicted model, not a curated record